Molecule: messenger RNA, 1137 nt
Organism: Cajanus cajan (pigeon pea)
Lineage: Eukaryota; Viridiplantae; Streptophyta; Magnoliopsida; Fabales; Fabaceae
Product: jagunal-like protein
Biological process (GO): vesicle-mediated transport; endoplasmic reticulum organization
Cellular component (GO): endoplasmic reticulum membrane
Source: RefSeq, a predicted model, not a curated record
GGUUGGCUUUGAGGUUGGUGAGGAGCUUGGUUUCUAUAGGGGGUGUGUUGACAUUUGGACUUCUGCAAUCCAGCUUGACCCGACCUGUUUCUCUCCAAGGGGCAAAACAAUUAUUGGCCAGAUGGAGGAGUUGAUCCAGAAAUACCCUCUCAUGGAUCCGGAAAAUGUACGAGUGCAAGAGAUCAUGGAUAGUCUUAGGCUUAAGUUCAAGAUGGUUUGUUCUUCAUUGCAUGUUAAACUUGAGUAUAAUGGCUAUCCAAAAUCUUCUACAGAGGCCAAUGAUAUUCAGUUUUGAGCCACUUAAGAUAGUUUCAGUCUUCUAGAGAUAUCCAAGUGUAGAGAAACACUAAGUUGGUUAUAAUUGACUCAGCUUGAUUAGGAAGGAGGGUCAUCUACAUUUCAAGGUGUGAAAACAAAGAAGAUGCAACAUAGAAAAUUGGCUUCUGGAAGGCCCUCUGGAACUGAUGGCUCUGAUUACUCCUACCGUAUGGUAGUUGAUUCAAGGUAUCAAUUGGUUGCAAAGGGGAAGAAACGCCUCUCUCGACACUUUAUCAUUGAGGCUGUGUUGCUGUUAAUAGGAGCCGUAUUUGCAUAUUUACCAGGAACAGAUGCGGAUUCUCCAAAUACAGUUGCCUAUACAUCUGUUAUUGUUAGUGUUGUUUCACUAAUCAUUGCAAAUAUAGGUCGAACCCGAAGCCGGUCCGGUUUAUUGAGAUUUUAUGCUGUUGUAUCAUCUAUUGCAAUGCUUCUCUUGAUUGCUUCUCUUGCUAAGCAUCAUUUGCUGUUGAAGGCUAUCCAGGAUUCUAAAUUAUGGAGAACAGGAAAGUUUGAUGUUAAUGAUUUAUCGGCCCUUCAAACUGGAUUGCUGUUAUAUACUGUCGCCUUAUCUGUGCUCAAGCUUUGUACCAUUAAAGCAAUUGUUUCCCUUCUUUUAAACAUGGCACCUCCCAAGAAAACCUCUUAGCCUUUCAUCGGUUUUGGGGUCCAAAUCCAAAUUUCUUUCCUCAUUUAUCUACGUACAAUAGAUUGAUCUAUAUGCGUGACUAUUUUCUGAGAUGUUUUGAGGGCAGCUAAGAUAUUUUUAAGACAUUUGUUCAAUAUAGGACUUUUAUGUUAUUGGUUUUUUGUGUUUGUUGA